This is a messenger RNA of Penicillium lagena, 3033 nucleotides long. Its product is annotated as Sec23/Sec24 family protein. The transcript has 5 exons. Lineage: Eukaryota; Fungi; Ascomycota; Eurotiomycetes; Eurotiales; Aspergillaceae. Gene Ontology annotation, molecular function: SNARE binding; zinc ion binding. Gene Ontology annotation, cellular component: COPII vesicle coat; endoplasmic reticulum exit site. The record is from RefSeq and is a predicted model, not a curated record. Gene Ontology annotation, biological process: COPII-coated vesicle cargo loading; endoplasmic reticulum to Golgi vesicle-mediated transport; intracellular protein transport. Bases 1 to 3033 code for a protein of 1010 amino acids.
AUGGCCGACCCGAACAUGUAUCAAGCAAUGGGUUCUGAAGAUCCAAACCAGCAUAUGGCACAACAAGCUCAUCCUCAAGGCUACCCCGCUGCCGGCUACCCUCCCGGUGCAGCUCCUCCGCAACCGGGAGCUGCCUACCCCAACCCGUCUCCGAACCAAUGGCCCGCCUACGGCUCACAGCAACAACCCAUGGCCCCGGGUGCCGAUGCCAUAUACAAUGCAACACCUCAGGCACCAAUGGGCGCUCCGGGAGAUCCGGGUAUGGCUGGCCUGACAUCUCAGAUGGGCGGCAUGGGGAUAGCCGGAGACGCGGGGACAAGGACACACCGGAAGAAGCAUCGCCAUGCCCACCACGAUCUCGGCGCUGCUACAGCGCCCCCGGCACAAGGAUUCCAGGGUGGGAUGCCUCAAGGGAACAUGCAACCGGCGUCACAGUUCCUCAAUACGGGCUUGAAUCAAGCUCCACAGCCAACCUCUCCCGCAAUGGCUCCCCAGGCCGGAGGCCAGAUACCAGGGCUGGGAGGACAUCAAUCGUCAGAAACGAGCGGCGGUGUCAGCUCUGUUCCUACACAGGGCCGAAUUGACCCCGAACAGAUCCCCAGCGUGCCGCGCUCGCGCGAUCUGCCAGCCCAGUACUAUUUCAACCAUGUCUAUCCCACGAUGGACCGCCAUCUGCCACCUCCUGCAGCGAUCCCGUUCGUAGCUCAUGAUCAAGGCAAUUCGUCCCCGAAAUUCGCUCGCCUCACGCUCAAUAAUAUUCCUUCCACCUCGGACUUUCUCUCCUCGACAGGCUUGCCCUUGGGCAUGAUUCUGCAGCCACUCGCACCGCUGGACCCCGGCGAGCAACCGAUACCCGUGCUGGACUUUGGAGAUGUGGGCCCUCCGCGAUGCCGACGCUGUCGAACAUACGUCAACCCCUUUAUGUCCUUCCAGUCAGGCGGUAACAAGUUUGUCUGCAAUAUGUGCACGUUCCCGAAUGACACGCCAGGCGAGUACUUUGCGCCUCUGGACCCGACGGGGGCGCGCGUUGACCGCAUGCAACGACCGGAGCUGAUGAUGGGAACGGUGGAAUAUUUGGUUCCCAAGGAAUACUGGAACAAGGAGCCUGUAGGCCUCCAGACUCUGUUCCUGAUUGACGUCAGCCGGGAAUCCGUCCAUCGUGGAUUCCUCAAGGGUGUUUGUGAAGGAAUUGCGGAAGCAUUGUAUGGAGAAGAUGGAUCGGCGGACGGCACCGAGGGUGAAGAUUCGACGUCACGGAGACUCGCAGCAGGGGCGAAGGUUGGCAUUGUGACUUUUGACACAGAAGUGCAUUUCUACAACCUCACGGCUUCACUGGACCAAGCACAGAUGAUGGUGAUGACGGACUUGGAAGAGCCGUUUGUGCCAUUGAGCGAGGGUCUUUUUGUCGACCCAUACGAAUCCAAGUCCGUGAUCACAUCGCUCUUGAAACGGAUACCUAGUAUCUUCUCUCACGUCAAGAACCCCGAACCGGUGGUGCUGCCUACACUAAAUGCUGCCCUCUCAGCACUGCAGGCGACGGGUGGCAAGGUCGUCUGCGCUCUCUGCAGCUUGCCCACCUGGGGCCCUGGGAAACUGGAGAAUCGGGAGGACCCCAAGAUUCACGGAACGGAAGCAGAGCGAAAACUGUUCACGACAGAAAAUCCGGACUGGAAGAAGACAGCAAGCAAAAUGGCUGAGGCUGGCGUGGGCGUCGAUUUCUUCAUCGCCGCCCCCGGUGGCGUCUAUCUGGAUGUUGCCACAAUCGGCUAUGUAUCGGCGCUUACUGGCGGCGAGACAUUCUUCUACCCGAACUUCCAUGCGCCACGUGAUAUCUCAAAGCUGCGGGGAGAGUUGGCUCACGUCGUAAGCCGAGAGACGGGAUACCAGUGUUUGAUGAAGGUCCGAUGCUCGAAUGGCCUCCAGGUUUCUGCCUAUCACGGGAACUUUGUGCAACAUACACUAGGUGCCGAUCUAGAGUUUGGCGGCGUGGAUGCGGACAAGGCAAUUGGCGUGCUAUUCAGCUACGAUGGCAAGCUUGACCGCAAGUUGGAUGCGCACUUCCAGGCCGCAUUGCUGUAUACUUCUGCGGAUGGACAGCGACGUGUCCGGUGUAUCAACGUCGUGGCGGCGGUCAACGAAGGCGGCAUGGAGACCAUGAAGUAUGUUGACCAGGAUGCCGUGGUGUCUAUCAUCGCAAAGGAAGCCGCAGCCGCCUCCAAAACACUCGACAAGACGCUGAAGGACAUCCGGGGGCAUAUUUCAGAGAAGACCGUCGACAUCUUCAGCGGAUACCGCAAGAUCUUCUCUGGGUCCCACCCUCCUGGACAAUUAGUUCUCCCUGAGAAUCUUAAGGAAUUCUCGAUGUACAUGCUCAGCUUGGUCAAGUCCAGAGCGUUCAAAGGUGGCAAUGAGUCGUCAGACCGGCGGGUUCAUGACAUGCGCAUGCUUCGGUCAUUUGGCGCUACGGAGUUAUCCCUCUACCUUUACCCUCGUAUCAUUCCCAUCCACAACAUGCAGCCGGAAGACGGAUUUCCGAAUGAGCACGGUCAACUUCAGGUGCCGCCUGCGUUGAGGGCUAGCUUCUCCAAGAUCGAGGAUGGAGGCGCGUACUUGGUGGACAACGGUCAGAUCAUCUUGCUGUGGCUACAUGCGCAGGUAUCGCCAAACCUGCUGGAAGAUUUGCUCGGGCCUGGCCAGAACACUCUCCAGGAGCUCAAUCCCAACCUCUCAUCAUUCCCAGUGCUCGAGACGCAUCUGAACGCCCAGGUGCGGAACCUGCUUCAAUAUCUCUCGACCGUACGCGGGUCCAAGGCUGUGACGAUCCAGAUGGCUCGGCAGGGUCUAGACGGGGCGGAGUACGAGUUUGCCCGACUCUUGCUGGAGGACCGGAACAACGAGGCGCAGAGCUACGUGGACUGGCUGGUGCACAUCCACCGACAGAUCAACCUGGAGCUAGCCGGCCAGCGCAAGAAGGAAGAAACGGGCGAGAGCACCCUUGCCAGCCUGUCCGCGAUGGGGUCGUCAUAUUGGUAA